AUGGAUAUCUCUCUCACUUUAGAGCACUUGAACCAAUAUCACCAAAAAGUUAUUGAAAGAAAUGAAAUCAAGCACUUUCGAGAAGAUAUUGUAGCGCUCAUUAGAACCUCAUCAAAAAAAGGUCUUUUCAAAGGAAUCACAAAUCCUUCAGAUUAUAUUCAAAAUCUCCGGACACAAAAACUAAACAGUAUUUUACCAAAAAACCAGCUUCACGAUAAAAUAGAUAUUUAUGAGGAGUUUAUUAAACACCCAGAUCUCAAUUUGAAUAUAAAUAUUCCCUCUACCUUAAUUCGCCUUUCUCAAUCGCCAGUACCUUUUUUGAUCCAAACAUUAAAAAAUGGUAAAAUUGUUUCAAGAGCCUGCCCAGAGGCCGAGUUUUUUAAUUUAUCCAAAGAGGAAAAUAAUAUGUUUUGCUAUAAAGUAAAAAAUAAAGAAACUGUUGUUUUACUUUCAAGCGAACUAGCAAAAAGCAUAUGGGAUUCAUCAAAAGAGCCUGCAUCUAUACAACAAUUUAUUGAAAGUCGAACUAACCCGCCUUCAAUUACUAGAGUCAUUUGGAAAGAAGGCUCGAAAAAUAAAUAUUUUUCUAUCAUCAAUAAGAAAAAAGUUCAAAAAACUCAAAAAAGCGACAAGAAAAUCCCAAAAAAUAAAAAAGGACUUAUUAAGCCACGAGCUAUAUCAGAAAUUUCUCACUUUGAGUACUCAAAAUCAAUGCUGACGACUUCUAAAUCUGUAAAUAACCCUUUUAAGCUUAAGCUUAAUUUGAAGUUCCCAAAGCUUGAUUUAAACCAAUCUCAUUCCAAUCCAAACCAAUCAGAAAUUUCUGGAAUUAAACAGAACGGGAUUUGGAAUGAUUUCGAGAAAAUUCUGGAAAGUGAUAGAGCCAAAAAUUUUUUGGUAAACUCAAAAAAUCCUGAUAAAUGCACAUCAAUAGAAGCAAAAGGAAAUUUCAACGAUAUUGAUAAAAUGGUAUCCCAAAUUGUUGGGUUUUUGAAUGAAAAUGUUUUCAAGGAAAUUAAAAUAUCAGCAAUUGUCCUUGAUUUUAUCCAAGAUAAGAGCAAGAAAUGGAUUUUAUUGAAAUGCAGAGAAUGCACAUUUGAUAGGCAUUUUGAAUUAAAUUUUCAUAGAGAAAGAAGUCAAAGAAAGCUGAAAAGGAGGCUGUCUAAUAGCUCAAUCAAAAGAUAUGAUUCUUUUCAAGAAGAAAUGGUUGUUAGACAAGAAAGUGUGGAAAUCCAUACAACUCCUCUUGAUUUAGAAGAAUCGAAACAGGAUGAAAUUCAAGUUUUAUAUAAGAAAAAGCCAAAACCUAUUCAGCUAGAUGAAGUUUCUGAAAGAGAUUUAUUUGAAAGAUAUGCCAAAGUUUCAGAAAAAGUAGACAAAAUUGCAAGCCAAAAAAUAAAUUUCACUCCAAUACCUCCAAAAGAGCCUUCUACUCCUCAGUGCUUUUCUAUGAAUCCUUUAAUAUCUAAAUCAAAAUACCCAUUCCCAAAAAGAAAUGCUUCAGAUAGCCAAAACAAAUCAAAAUUUCAAGAAUCAGUUUAUCAUUAUACCCAGCAGCAUAUGAAUGAAGUUGUAUAUAGUUUUGAUGAAAUUAAAAUAAGCGGCCAGUUAUCGAAAAUCCCUAAGCCCACCCCCUCCGUGAGUGAGCAAAGCCAUUAGAAAAAUACCUAUUUUUUGCCCAAAAACCCACCCUCCUUGAGUGAACAAAAAUUUUUGUAAUAGAAUUUUUUUUUUAUAAAAAAAAAUUUUGAUAUAUAAGUGAUAAUUAGUAUAAUGAAAUCUCGAGCUAUUCUGUUUAAUUUUAAACAAGUUGCGUUUUAAAACAUAAAUUUAUAAAUUAAAUUAAUAUUUGCUUUCCAAUUUUUGCGAAUUAGAUUUUUUAAAUUUAGAUAAAAAAAAAUUCUAUAAAAUUUAUAUAUAAUUUUUUUUUAAAAAAAAAGAACCUUCCCUCCGUGAGUGAACAAGAUUUUUUUGUUCGCUCACAGAGGGGGGAGCAAAGAGAAUUUGAUAAAAAAAUACGGCGGAGACGAAUUUUGGAAAGAAUUUAUACUUUCUCUUUAUAAUAAAGUUCUUGCAAGCGAUAUCCUCAAUAAAUACUUUAAAAAUUCCAAGCUAGAGAAUUUCACAAUGAUAGUAAAUGGGAUGUUUACCAUUUUCAACAGCCAAGUGAGCCCAGAAUUUCGAAGAAAAGUAAGAACCUCUCAUCAAAAUAUGGGGCUAAUUGAAAAGGAAUUUGACUGUUAUGCAAACAUUUUUGAACACACACUUACAGAGUUUGAGGUAGAGGAAAAUGAUAAGCAUAUAAUUAUGAGCCAAAUCAAGUCAAUGAAAUAUUUGAUUUGCAAGCAAGGGUAUUAUUAG
Messenger RNA from Blepharisma stoltei, 2361 nucleotides. The record is from the annotation of a GenBank genome assembly. Lineage: Eukaryota; Ciliophora; Heterotrichea; Heterotrichida; Blepharismidae.